AUGGAAAAUGAGCUCACCGACAUGGCAAACCAAGCAGCGUCCAUGAUUGCAGGAAACACCGGCACGGUGCCCAUUAUUGCCCCUCUAAACGAACCUGCAGGUUACUUCAGUGACCAGUUAUUAUCCGUUACCAGACAGUACUGGUACGAUAGCUACGGAAACAUCAGAUUUCCAUUCGGGACAUCGCAGCAGAGCAACAUAGUCGUGAUGAUCCAUGAUGCCUUCCAACCUCUCAGCUACUGGAGUAUCUUCAUGCCUUCUCCCCAAUGGCAGGGCGUUAUAAUUGACACUCACAUUUACCAGAUGUUCUCUCAAGCCCUGGUUUCCCAAACCAACGCUCAGCACAUAUCUACCGCAUGCGGCCAGCUGUCUUCCCUCUCGAACUCCCCGCUCUGGACUGUCGUUGGAGAAUGGACUCCUGCCCCCAACAACUGUGCCAAAUAUCUGAAUGGCCGUGGCACAGGUUCUCGUUACGAAGGCACCCUUUCCGGAUCAACGAGAGUUGGGAGUUGCACGGGCCUCACUGGGAAAGCUUCAGGCUUCAGCUCUAGUUACAAGACCUUCCUCCGCCAGUACUGGGAAGCGCAGACCCAAACUUACGAAAAGGGAAACCAAGGAUGGAUUCAGUGGACGUGGAAAGCUGAAGCUGCUGAUGAAUGGAGCUACCAGGCUGGUUUAGCUAACGGUUGGAUUCCGCAGAACCCUACAAACUAUCAAUUCCCGAAUAUCUGUGGAUAA
Molecule: messenger RNA, 738 nt
Organism: Psilocybe cubensis
Lineage: Eukaryota; Fungi; Basidiomycota; Agaricomycetes; Agaricales; Agrocybaceae
Exons: 7
Coding region: 1-738 (245 amino acids)
Biological process (GO): glucan catabolic process
Cellular component (GO): extracellular region; cell surface
Molecular function (GO): beta-glucosidase activity
Source: RefSeq, a predicted model, not a curated record